Rotaria sordida is the source of this 639-nucleotide messenger RNA. The record is from the annotation of a GenBank genome assembly. NCBI's taxonomy places the organism in Eukaryota, Metazoa, Rotifera, Eurotatoria, Philodinida, Philodinidae.
AUGUUCGGCAAAAAACCAUCUGUUGCAGAACAAGCAAAAGCUCAUGGUCGAGAAUUAAGAACAACUGAUCGAGAAUUAGUACGUGAUCGACAUAAAAUUGAAGCUGAAGAACAACGAUUAAUUAAUGAAAUUAAAAAGAGUGCAGCGACUAAUAAUAAAAAAGCAGUAGAAAUCUUAGCUAAACAACUUGUUAAAGUUCGAAAUCAAAAAGCAAAAUCACUUCAAGCAUCUGGUCAAAUUCAAGGUUUAGCUACACAAAGUACAAUGAUGGCAUCAAAUGUUCGAAUGGCUAAUGCAAUGGAAACAACUGCGAAAACCAUGACUAAAAUGAAUAAAGUUAUGAAUCCAGAACAAAUGUCUAAAGUUACACAACAAUUUGUUCAGGAACAUACAAAAUUCACUAUUACAGAUGAUAUGAUUGGUGAAACACUUGAAGCAGCCUUAGGACAAGAAGGUGAUUCUGACGAAGAAGAUGCCAUUGUUAACCAAGUUCUUGAUGAAAUUGGCAUUUCACUUAAUGAAAAAAUGGCUAAUGCACCACGUGUACCAGUAGCAACAUCUAGUGCUGUAGCUAGUCGAAGACAAACAAAUGAAGAAGAUGCUGAAAUUGAACGAAUAUUAGCAAAUUUGAAAUCAUAG